AUGACCCAAGUCUGGUGUGCCCAAAGGAUCGCCAGCCUCGAGGGUGGGAGGGCUAUUGCUCUUCCCUCGGACCUGUCGGAGAUAUCCCUGGAGAGCCUCGAUACUCGCCUGCGUCGGCUUGAGCACCUUGCCUUGCUCACGUCACCCCCUCCCAUGCUAGAGCCGACGUGGGAGUCGCUCGAGUACCGCCUUCGCCAGCUAAUCCGCAAAGAGAUCUUGCUCCCUAGGGUACUACAAGUCCCGCCGCUGCAUCAGAAUGCCGACGGGGAGAAGUCAGAGACCAACAUGCGGACGUUGGAGGUCAUCCUGCACGAGAUCUCCGGGCGCCAGGGGGGCGGGAAAAAGGACAACGUGGCCAACACGUUCGGGGACAAAGGCAGCCCGGUCUCGUUCGUCGCCAUCUCGCAGCAGUUCUGCCAUGCGGCAGGGCGGAAGGGUAUCAAGUCCCCCGACUCCAUCCGAGAUUUUGACGAGCUGUACGCCUUCGCCGUCGAGCUCUCUCUCGAGGUCCAGGCCCGGCCGCAGGCCACCGUCCCACCCCCAAUGGCCCGGUGUGGCCCCGGCGUUGGCCACGGCGUCCGCCCCGGAGGCAUGAACAAUAACAACAACACCCGCGCGGCCAAGGCAUGCUGCGGGUGCUGCUCCUGCGCGUGCCACGGGGGCAACCUCCGGCAAUUCCACGUUACUCAUGCGCCGAGCCGGAAGCGGAGAUAUCAGCGGUUCGCGUGGCUGAAGAGGCUCUGGUGCUUCGGGUCGAAGAAAAAGGAUGAUGAUAGCAGCAGCACCAGCAGCUCGACCAUCCAUGAUUGA
Molecule: messenger RNA, 810 nt
Organism: Phialemonium atrogriseum
Lineage: Eukaryota; Fungi; Ascomycota; Sordariomycetes; Cephalothecales; Cephalothecaceae
Exons: 1
Coding region: 1-810 (269 amino acids)
Source: RefSeq, a predicted model, not a curated record